AUGGGACAAGAGUUAGUGCCACGAAUUCAUUCAAUGGCAAUGGUGAAUUCUAUUUACAUAUUUUGUGGUAAUCAGACAGCACACAAACAGUGGAUUACAAAGUGGCCCAAGAUCAAAGGUGUAUACAACCACAUUCAACCUAUCUGUGAGGCCCUCCGAUCUUCCGUCAAGCAAUGCAAUCAAGAUGCCAUACCAGUAAGCUUUGUUGUCUCGGAUGACAUGAGCUCCACUACCGAUUUAAAUCAAUUGGAGCCUUCGUUUAUGUACACCCAAUUAUUCAAGAACACCUUGAUUGAUAUGGAACACAAUGAACAAUCUCGUCAAGACUUGAUAAACUACUGCAGAAGAAAAUAUGCUGGUAACCUAUGCGAAUUGACAAUCAUCGAUGAAUUUGAGCGGAGUUAUUGUUCAAAUAAGGCAAUUUGGUGGUAUACCCGGGAAUGCUUUACUUACCAGAUGCUUAAUCUAGCCCUCCGAUUAUUGGAGGCGGACAUAAUCGUCAACAUGGGUUUCUUUAUUCAUGAUCUCCAUCGACAAAUUGAACAACUGCACCAAGAGCAGAUUGGUCAGUAUCGUGAUCAGCCUUUUAUCGUUUACCGAGGACAAGGACUCUCGACAAUCUAUUUCGAGAAGCUGAAAAAUGCACAAGGUGGACUGAUAUCGUUCAACAAUUUUCUUUCCACUAGUAAGGAAAGAUUAGUUUCUCUAAGCUUCGCUCAAGGUUCUUCAAAGAAGACGGACAUGGUCGGAAUUCUUUUCGUCAUAACUGUCGAUCCGACAAUUUCGUCAACACCGUUCGCUGAUAUUCAAUCCGCCAGCUAUUUUCAAACCGAAGCGGAGAUACUCUUUUCCAUGCAUAGCAUCUUCCGCAUCAACCAACUGAAGAGAAUAGACGAAAGCAGUCAGCUCUUUGAACUUGGUUUCAUAUAUCAACGAACAUCAAAAAUCAAAAUUGCAUUAGAUUCACAGGCUUUUGUUGCAGCAAGAGCGAAAUAUUUUCAGACUCUAGAAGAACUUCGAGCAGCUAAUGUUCAUUUGUACUAUCACGAUGAAACUUGGAUAAAUCUUCGAGAAGUUAAACGAUCUAUUUGGACUUUAAAUGGCGAAGGUGAAAUCAAAAAAGGUGGUGGAAGAGGAUCCCGUCUGGCGGUAUCAGCACUAAUAGAUGUCAGUGGUUAUCAUAUUCCAUCAGUUGAUAUUUGGACUUGUACAGAAGAUCAUAAUAUGGAUUCAACGCAUUUUAUCACGUGGUUAGAUUCAACUUGCGCAACUUUAAGAGAGGAGAUUGGAAAGAUAGAACGAAUUACUAUCUGUCUAGAUAACGCGACUUGGCACAAUAAACUCACAAAUGAAUCAGUGAUUCCGAAACGUGCUUCGCCAAAGGGAGAAAUUCAACAAUGUUGUCAGAGCUCGUGUGUGCGAAUUGUCCACCUAAAGAAUAUAUCUGAUCAAAUGGGAAAAAAGUAUGGUAUAGAAAUAUUUCGUUUAUCAAAACUACAUUGUAGCCUCAAUUGUAUUGAAUUGUCGUGGAAUAAUCUCAAGCAAUUCGUUCGUGAUCAAAACACGACGUUUCGUCAGGAUGAUGCGAAACAACUGAUUGAGCAAUUUAUGGUCGCAAUGGAUGAUAAACGUGCAACUUCGUAUUUUCACCAUGUUGGUAAAAUUAAAGAAAUGUACAAAACAACUGAUACAAUUAUGGAGGAAGACGUCGAACCUUAUUUCCAAUCAGCCAGUGAAGAAACAGAUUCGGAUGACGAGUAG
Molecule: messenger RNA, 1761 nt
Organism: Adineta ricciae
Lineage: Eukaryota; Metazoa; Rotifera; Eurotatoria; Adinetida; Adinetidae
Source: the annotation of a GenBank genome assembly